AUGGAGACCCUUUCGCAGUACCAGGAGUUGAAGACGCGUUGCAGUUCGGGCAACCGCGUGGGAAGCAUCCCCCUGCCGCCGGUCUCGAGAAGGGAUGACCGCCGAUCAGCUGCCGCUCGAAGUGCCAGGAGCCCAUCGCAACGAGAUUGUUCCGAGCACAAGGCAGUGGACGCUGUUUCGCGGCGAACUGUUGAGCUGGGCGUGCUGUCGACGGGGCUCUUGGGAUGGAUUGGCCAGCAGUGGGCGGUGGCGGAUGCAGCAGGAAGUCGACAGGUGUUUAUGGACGUUGAGGUUGACAGGAAGGAAUUGGGGCGCAUAGUUGUGGAGCUGCUCGAUGGUGAAUCUGCCAUUGGUUGCCAAAGAUUUGCCGAUCUGGCAGUAGGGAUAGCAGGCGUGGGCUACCGAUUGUCCAAAUUUGAUGACCUUGCAGAUAACUUUAUACGGAAUGAGGGUGUGAGAAGGCUGACCUACUCUGCAACACAAGACUCACCCAUUGCUGGGGGCGACUCAGUCCAGGACCUGUUGGCAGAACUAGAGAAGAGCUCUCGUACCCACAACGAAGCUGGACUAGUCUCUAUCAUCGUCCGAGACGAUCGUGAAAGACAGAUAAAGGCCAGGUUGAUUGCGAAGGGUGGCAAGCUGGUAACUGUGGAGGAUGAAAUUGGUGCAAGACCACCAAAUGGCACAGCCUUCACGAUUACUACAGCACCUGCACCUGAACUUGAUGGCAAGAAUCUUGUCAUUGGACGAGUUGUAUCGGGCAUGAACAUAGUGAGAGAAAUUCAAGCCCUGCCAACAGUGACGCCAAACAGUGGCUCUCCAUUCUUCCAGGCGGCAAAAGCCAUCGGAGACAAACGCGCAGAUGUUGCCGAAUUGGGUUUCGGGCGCCCAUUUAACAGGAUCACAGUUAUGCGGGGUGGCGUAGUUUGA
This is a messenger RNA of Ostreobium quekettii, 930 nucleotides long. NCBI's taxonomy places the organism in Eukaryota, Viridiplantae, Chlorophyta, Ulvophyceae, Bryopsidales, Ostreobiaceae. The record is from the annotation of a GenBank genome assembly.